Messenger RNA from Phialemonium atrogriseum, 1507 nucleotides. Its product is annotated as S-adenosyl-L-methionine-dependent methyltransferase. Lineage: Eukaryota; Fungi; Ascomycota; Sordariomycetes; Cephalothecales; Cephalothecaceae. The coding region runs from base 84 to 1289 and encodes 401 amino acids. The record is from RefSeq and is a predicted model, not a curated record. The transcript is spliced from 3 exons. Gene Ontology annotation, molecular function: O-methyltransferase activity.
CCUAGUUACUGUAUCCGCCACCCAGUCACUAGCUCUAGUCUCCUCAAACUCUAACUGAAGGCUUAAUAACAUUGGAUUGCGACAUGGCAGAAGAAUCACGACAGUCCACAGAGGUGUCGGCCUUGUUGCGAGCCCUCCUGGACAAGGGGAACGCAUACAAUACUGGUGAUACUGUUUCUCCGAAGGAAUUAUACCAGGCAGCUAAAGAGCUUGCCAACGCGCUGCAACCUCCUUUUGAGAGGAUCGCCCAGUUGUCUAUGUAUGAGCCAACAAUUGCCACUGCAGUCCGUGUCUGCAUUCAGCUCAAACUCUUUGACAAGAUGGCUGAAGUCAAAUUGCCGAAGACGGUGGAUGAGCUUGCGCAAAUGACAGGCGCUGACCCAAAACUGUUGCGGCGUAUGCUCCAGCAUCUCGCAACUGCGCAGCUCGUCGACGAGGCAGGACCUGACAACUAUGGUCCCAAUAGUGUGACAAAUACCCUGGCCGAGGAGAAGGCACAAGGCAUGUUCAAGGACUGCUUCGAUGGGCUCUCCAUCGAAAACGCCAAUGUCAUACCGUAUUUCCGUACACAGCUGGGCGGCUUCAUUAACCCCACCGACAAGGACAAGACGUUGUUCAAAUUUUCACACAAGACGGACCAGCACUACUUCGACUGGAUCUUCCAGCCGGGAAACGAGGAGAGGAAAACUGCCUUCCUCAACCACAUGAAGCUCAAGACGCUCGGACCCCGUUGGUUCCAGGAGGUGCCGGUCGCGGAGAUGCUAGCCCCGGCGUGUGGCCCUGAUGACGUCCUGCUCGUAGACAUAGGCGGCGCGACAGGGCAUGACCUCGAGGCAUUCCACACAGCCUUUCCCGACAUGCCCGGCCGGCUCAUCCUGCAGGACCUGCCCGGCGCUAUCGCCGAGCUCGAUGCCCUGGCACUGGCACCCAUGGAGGCCAUGGCGUACGACUUUUUCAAACCCCAGCCGGUCAAGGGGGCUCGCGCCUACUACCUUAAGAUGGUGCUGCAUGACUGGCCUGACGCACAGUGCCGGGCGAUCCUGGAGAGCCUGAAGCCCGCGCUUGUGCGUGGGCAGAGCAAGAUCCUCAUCAAUGAGAUUGUGGUUCCAUCAAUGGGCGCGGGAUGGUUUGAGACGAGCGUGGACAUGCUCAUGAUGAUGUUCCACGCCGCGUACGAGAGGCGCGAGAAUGAGUGGCGAGAAUUGAUUGAGGGAGCAGGACUGAAGGUCUCGAAGAUCUGGCAAUGCGGAGAGGCGGUGGAAAGGUUGAUUGUCGUGGAGUUGCCGUGAGAAGACGGAAGGCUGUGAGGUGAGUCCCAGGGUUAAGAAACCAGAGAGCUGCAAGAGGAAAAUGAUAACGAAUUCAAGUCAGCAGGAAUACAAUGAAUGAAGAGUCAGGUUCAAGGCAGUUUACAAGAAGUUCAUCACAACUCCCUUUGUCUCCCGUCAAAAUUGCAGUAAUUACUUGAUAAUUAGUAGUUAGACAACGAAGUCAGUGCCUUCUCUUA